AUGACGUAUGGGGCAGCCAACGCUGGGUUGGGUCGCGGGAAGCACGGCGGCAAGGCUCGCGCCAAGGCCAAGACGCGCUCGUCGCGGGCCGGGCUCCAGUUCCCGGUGGGCCGCGUCCACCGCCUGCUCCGCAAGGGCAACUACGCGGAGCGGGUCGGGGCGGGCGCGCCGGUGUACCUGGCGGCCGUGCUGGAGUACCUGACGGCCGAGAUCCUGGAGCUGGCGGGCAACGCGGCCCGCGACAACAAGAAGACGCGCAUCAUCCCGCGCCACCUGCAGCUGGCCAUCCGCAACGACGAGGAGCUCAACAAGCUGCUGGGCCGCGUGACCAUCGCGCAGGGCGGCGUCCUGCCCAACAUCCAGGCCGUGCUGCUGCCCAAGAAGACCGAGAGCCACCACAAGGCCAAGGGCAAUUUCCCUAUCAAGCCUAUUAUUUCUGGUGAAGUUUUUGGCAAAACAAAUGCAAACUAUGUGAUUUGCUCCUGACUACGUUUGACAGAAUUACAAAGAGGACAAUCUGAAAAGCCAUCAGCCAGUUUGCAAAUGGGAAUGAAAGAAACUGAGGGAGAAACUAAAAAUUCUCAACUGCAACACUGAAAAGAUGAAAUUUCAAAGGAGAUUGUCAAGUUUUAACAUCCAUCCAGUUGAUACACGUAUCUGUUGAGAGACAUAGGAACACGGAACUGGAAAGGAUACUACAGUCCAUGAAGGCAAUCUAGACCAGACCCUUCAUUUCAGAGAAGCAGAGACUAAGACUCAGGGUAACUUAGGUGAAUAGCAGUCUCUGGGAGAAGAGAACCAAAAUGCUUAUUAGAGCAGACGCCAAGGCAGUGGGAGAUACUUCCAGUGAUGGUAAUCUAAACGUGGCUCAAGCGCGAAUCUCUAGGAAAGGAGCCAGGAAACGGGACAACCACAUGCCUUGAGGACAGGAUCACAUAUUUUACCGCUAGAAUUUCUCUAGAGGGACAGUUGAUGGAUCCUUCUACCUGCUACCAAACUAAUGUACCUGGACUGAGUCCAGGGCUAACCCCAGGCCCCUCAUGGAUCACGCAAAUUUCGUGCGAGCCCAGAUUACAGUAUUGAGAUGAAGUUGAAAUGCUUCUGAAGUCUGAUCUAGCCUACCUUUCAAGUCUUGUCUCCUCCCAGCCUGCUAAUCUGCCGAGUUCCUGGGCUUUUGUCUGGUCCGACAUGGGCUGGCCCUCAUUGUGCAUCUCUGCAAUUUUUUGAUUCUCUCACAACAAAUGAAUCUGAGCAUUGCCAUGCCAGCUACGGUGAACAACACAACCCUGCUUGGCCCACUCAAUGCCU
Messenger RNA from Canis lupus familiaris (dog), 1308 nucleotides. Its product is annotated as histone H2A type 1-H-like. Gene Ontology annotation, cellular component: nucleosome. The transcript is spliced from 7 exons. Gene Ontology annotation, molecular function: protein heterodimerization activity; DNA binding; structural constituent of chromatin. Bases 1 to 486 code for a protein of 161 amino acids. The record is from RefSeq and is a predicted model, not a curated record. NCBI's taxonomy places the organism in Eukaryota, Metazoa, Chordata, Mammalia, Carnivora, Canidae.